AUGGCCAGCAUAGAUACUGUGCCUUCGCCUGGGCUAGAAAAUACAACCGUGAACACUUCCCUCCUCGAUCUCCCAUAUGAGAUCCGCGAAAUGAUCUUUCAACAAGUCUAUGGUCAUCGAGUGGUGAUAUAUCUGCGCGUGCACAAUGCCAGUGCUCCAUCUUCUCAGCAAGCGUACUGGAGAAAGAGAGCUCGCAUGGAUUGGCGAAACUAUAUUGAUUGGAAGGACCCCUGCCCGCAGCUACUUCUUGUCAACAAACAGGUUUACUCUGAGGCACUGGAGGCUCUGGUGCAUGCGAGCGUAUUGGACCUAUGGGGCGCGACUCAGAUAGGCCAAAAGACUGCAAUUCCUGCGCACAUCGCUGAACAUAUAAGAAAUGUUUCUGUCUCAUUCGAUCGAUUGCCGGAUCUGAUGAACGUGUUGCCAAGCUUCAACAGCUUGGAAGCACUAUUCAUCGAUAGCUACAACUUGUCAGCUCAGGACUUUGCAACGGGAUUCCGCUCCUUACAGAGACGACGAGACCACGGUGUUAACCUGGUGAACCAAAUCGAGUCACCCACCAAGGCAUUACGUUCCCGUGAUGCCCUUUGGAUGGUGUUAGCCGAUGUGCUUCUUCACCAGGGUCCUUCAGCAGAUGAAAAUGCGGCACCAGUCAAGGUCUAUGUACGUUCUAUCACCUACGAAGAGGAAGUCGUAUUGCGCGUUACGGACAGCAAGACCCCGACUGAGAGGGUUGUUGGGAUUGUACCCAGGUUUGAGUACAAAUUCCCUCAGAGUAAGGCAAAGGGAUCGUGA
Lithohypha guttulata is the source of this 795-nucleotide messenger RNA. RefSeq lists its product as uncharacterized. The transcript has 3 exons. The record is from RefSeq and is a predicted model, not a curated record. Lineage: Eukaryota; Fungi; Ascomycota; Eurotiomycetes; Chaetothyriales; Trichomeriaceae. Bases 1 to 795 code for a protein of 264 amino acids.